AGAUAUAAGAAGAGGGUGUACUGGGUGGGUGUUAGGUGGGAGGGGAGGAACGUGUACAGUAUAUAAGAGCGGAGCGUGAUAGUGAGGCCAGUCACACUGUCGACAUGCUGACCACCACACACACCCUCCUGCUGCUGCUCCUCUCUCUCGCCGUGAGGCGGAGUGUACAGCUGUGUGCCCCAGACUGCACAGGUGCUGACGACGGGACCGAUGUCAGGGACCCCACCGACUGCACCAGGUACUACGUCUGCAUUGAAAUCAACGGAGACAUUACGCCGUCGAAGGACCCAGUCCAGUGUACAGACGGAUAUUACUUCAACGAUGCCCACACUACACCCCGGUGUGACCCCAUCGAUGGAGCCCCCGACGGCUUCUGCUCCCGGCUCUGUGACCCCUGCAUCCCAGACUGUAACGGGAACAACCCCGGCACCGAAGAACCUAAUCCCACAGAUUGCUCUAAAUUUGACGUUUGCCUGACUGAUCCUCACAUUUACUUAGAGUAUGAGUGUGACGUGGCAACCCCAUAUUUUGACUUCAGAAAACAAGCCUGCCAGACUGACGAUACCCUCUGCUACUCCUACUGUGAUCUCUGCGAGCCUCAUUGUACCACCUCCGGCCAACGUGUUAUAGACCCCAAGGACUGUCAACAGUUCUACCUGUGCUCACCUCCGGACCAAUCGGUAUUCCGAUGUCCAGGGACUCAGGUGUUCGACAUUGAGACUUCGACGUGUGGCGAUUUUGACUGUGUCAUCCUUUGUCCAACUUAACUAAAAAAUGUAUUUUCCUUUCGACAAGUAUUUUGUGAUUAAUAAAGUCGCCUAUUAUUAUU
Procambarus clarkii (red swamp crayfish) is the source of this 829-nucleotide messenger RNA. The record is from RefSeq and is a predicted model, not a curated record. Lineage: Eukaryota; Metazoa; Arthropoda; Malacostraca; Decapoda; Cambaridae.